Messenger RNA from Acipenser ruthenus (sterlet), 3195 nucleotides. RefSeq names its product integrator complex subunit 3-like. Gene Ontology annotation, cellular component: cytoplasm. The record is from RefSeq and is a predicted model, not a curated record. The transcript has 10 exons. Lineage: Eukaryota; Metazoa; Chordata; Actinopteri; Acipenseriformes; Acipenseridae. The annotation marks the transcript as partial.
CCUCGCAGCAAGGCAGCGGCUGGUAAGAUGCUGCUGUACGAGUCGUUUGCCCAGGCCACUGCGCUGGGUGACCUGCACACCUGCCUCAUGAUGGAUAUGAAGGCGUGCCAGGAGGAUGAUGUGAGGCUGCUGUGCUACCUGACCCCCUCCAUCUACUCCGAGUUCCCCGAUGAGACGCUGCGCAGCGGAGAGCUCCUCAACAUGAUCGUGGCCGUCAUCGACUCCACACAGCUCCAGGAGCUGAUGUGUCACGUCAUGAUGGGAAACCUGGUGAUGUUCCGCAAGGACUCUGUCCUCAACAUCCUCAUUCAGAGCCUGGACUGGGAGACGUUUGAGCAGUACAGCACAUGGCAGCUCUUCCUGGCUCACAACAUCCCUCUGGAGACCAUCAUCCCCAUUCUGCAGCACCUCAAGUACAAAGAACACCCUGAAGCCCUGUCGUGUUUACUGCUGCAACUCAGAAGAGAAAAGCCCAGCGAGGAGAUGGUAAAGAUGGUCCUGAGCCGGCCCUGCAACACUGAAGACCAGUUCACCACCAGUAUACUGCGGCACUGGGCAGCCAAGCACGAGGAUCUGCUGUCUGAACACAUCAAAGCACUGCUGAUCAAGAACAACAGCCUGCCGCGCAAGCGACAGAGUUUGAGGAGUUCCAGCAGUAAACUGGCCCAGUUGACUCUAGAACAGAUACUGGAGCACCUGGAUAACCUGCGACUCAGCCUGAGCAACACCAAGCAGAGCUUUUUCAACCAGACCCCGAUCCUACAGGCACUGCUGCAUGUCCAGGCAAGCUGUGACGAAGCCCACAAGAUGAGGUUCAGCGAUCUGUUUUCAUUGGCCGAGGACUACGAGGACUCCUCAUCCAAGCCAAUCAAGUCGCGGAGGAAGGCAGCCAUGUCGAGUCCACGGAGCCGUAAGGGACCCACGCAACCCAUGAGCAACGAGGAGGAGACGGGGAGCAGCAGCGCGUCGGACGAAGAGGACACCAAGCCCAAGGCUUCAAAGAGAAAAAGGAAAGGCUCGACCCCUGUGGGAUCAGAUAGCGACUGAUGAGAGGCCCAGCCCAUUGCCACACCCAGGCCCCACCCACCACCACCACAGAGAGACUGCCCCCCAGAGCCAGACCCCUCCCCCUGGAGCUAGAGACUGACCACCCACCACCACAGAGAGACUGCCCCCCAGAGCCAGACCCCUCCCCCCUGGAGCUAGAGACUGACUCCACCCACCACCACAGAGAGACUGCCCCCCAGAGCCAGACCCCUCCCCCCUGGAGCUAGAGACUGACUCCACCCACCACCACAGAGAGACUGCCCCCCAGAGCCAGACCCCUCCCCCCUGGAGCUAGAGACUGACUCCACCCACCACCACCACAGAGAGACUGCCCCCCAGGGCCAGACCCCUCCCCCUGGAGCUAGAGACUGACUCCACCCACCACCACAGAGAGACUGCCCCCCAGAGCCAGACCCCUCCCCCCUGGAGCUAGAGACUGACUCCACCCACCACCACAGAGAGACUGCCCCCCAGAGCCAGACCCCUCCCCCCUGGAGCUAGAGACUGACUCCACCCACCACCACCACAGAGAGACUGCCCCCCAGAGCCAGACCCCUCCCCCCUGGAGCUAGAGACUGACUCCACCCACCACCACAGAGAGACUGCCCCCCAGGGCCAGACCCCUCCCCCUGGAGCUAGAGACUGACUCCACCCACCACCACAGAGAGACUGCCCCCCAGAGCCAGACCCCUCCCCCCUGGAGCUAGAGACUGACUCCACCCACCACCACAGAGAGACUGCCCCCCAGAUCCAGACCCCUCCCCCUGGAGCUAGAGACUGACCACCCACCACCACAGAGAGACUGCCCCCCAGAGCCAGACCCCUCCCCCCUGGAGCUAGAGACUGACUCCACCCACCACCACAGAGAGACUGCCCCUCAGAGCCAAACCCCUCCCCCUGGAACUGAGCCAGUAAAACUCCACCCACUGCAUCUGGACAGACAUGGACAGCAGUGUGAGGUGUGCCUGCCUAGGGGAGGAGCAUCGAUAGAGUCUCGACCACAGUGCGUCUACAGCACACACCAUGCACGCUUUCAUUAGUCUGCUGGAAUGAAGCAUGGAAAUAUAUAAUGCACAUUUCAUAAGGCAAGGGGUUUCAAACUGAAUUUAUCAGGGGCCGGAUUGCAAUUUUAUUUUAGAUUUGCUGGCCAAAAAACAUUACUGUUGUUUUUGUUUACUUUAUAUCCUGUUAGAGGAACAUUAAUUGCUGGUAUAAUUCAGCUAUAUUGAACCCAGCCUGGCUCACUACAAGGUAAGGUCUUUCCUGAGGGUGACUCUUAUAUUGCAUUAGGCCAUACAGCGUGUGCAAGCAAGCCAGAAAAAAAGAUAUAAAAACAGCCUUUCCAGACAAACCCUGGUUUGGCCCCAGAUCUUUCGGUUUGACACCCCUGCUAUAAUAAGGAUUUAGUUACAUUUUGCAGUCUUGCGUGUUAUGGAAGGACAGUAGAGCGUUCAUUCAAUUGAAGUCAGACAUUGACCUGGAACUCCACCCACAGUAUUGACCCCUCCCAUCAAGGGUGUGGCUUAAGAGGCCCCUCCCACCUCUCGGUUGUGUGUAAUACUGUGGUGAAACAGAGGGGGCGGUAUCAACGAGUUAUAAAUACUGGAUCAGAAUGACAGACAGACUGACUUUUUGUGGUGGGUGCGUGCAAGAGGAAGAGACUUAAGAUUGUUUGAACUGUUACAUCGAUGAUAAAAAUGCCCAGAACUUUUUAAAUGAAGCGCUUCUUUUUACCGGCAUAUUUUCAUAUAAAACUAAAAACAAAGGUUAAAAAAAACAAAGACUGUAAAUAAACUUUAUCCUGUGAUGAACUGCUGAGACACGGUUUGGAAGAAGAUGAGACUAAAGUUCUUCUGGGUGUGUUUGAGCACAUCUUCAUCAUCAUGCCUUUUUUAUGGGGAGACGGGGUUGUUUAGUUUUUUUGGGUUGUCGGAUUGUCUGAUCCGAGCUGUACCUGUGUGAACGGACUCGCAUCACGGGUUAGUUCCUGACAGAGAGACUGAUGUGACACCCCCGCACAGCAAGGGGGCGCUGCAUACAAACCACGCAGUCUUGCUUUUGGAAGACUGCUUUUAACCAGACUUUCUGAUGAUCUUGUAUGUGUUUCUUUUUUUUUUUUUUUUUAAUAAAAAAAUGAACUAGACCUCA